Molecule: messenger RNA, 488 nt
Organism: Cinara cedri
Lineage: Eukaryota; Metazoa; Arthropoda; Insecta; Hemiptera; Aphididae
Source: the annotation of a GenBank genome assembly
AUGUUUGAGGCUAAAGAUUUGAUAAAGUCGUUUGACAUGUUAAUAGAAGAGUAUGAACAAUUAAUAAACAACGAUAAAGAACAUAAGGAAACACGGAGAAAGCGCAGUUUCACACAAAAAAACAACCCAACUAAAUAUAGAUGGCGUUGUGUGAGAAGUGUUAAUAACGAGGAUUCAUCGUACAAUCAACGCACGGGAGCUAAGUUCUUGAUAUGGGGUGGAAAGGUCGAGGAACAAGUCGAUGAAUCUGGAAACCGACAACUGUGAGUUUAUAAUCAAGUGUACAGUUGUGUUUAUAGAAAUUAAGAAUAUAAAGAUCCAAGUUUUGAUGAUUAAUUAAUUUGUUAUAUUUAAUGUUAAUACCAUUUAUUCUAGUGACAACGAAAAUAGUUCUACGCCGAUCAACAUAGGAAACGAUUAUAACAUGACUUACAGUUGUCUGUGGUUUGUACCUAGAGGCCCAAAUAUAUUGGAAUAUUCUGUUGUUG